Bipolaris zeicola 26-R-13 is the source of this 513-nucleotide messenger RNA. RefSeq lists its product as uncharacterized. The record is from RefSeq and is a predicted model, not a curated record. Bases 1 to 513 code for a protein of 170 amino acids. The transcript is spliced from 2 exons. Gene Ontology annotation, cellular component: fungal-type vacuole lumen; fungal-type vacuole membrane. Gene Ontology annotation, biological process: endosome transport via multivesicular body sorting pathway. NCBI's taxonomy places the organism in Eukaryota, Fungi, Ascomycota, Dothideomycetes, Pleosporales, Pleosporaceae. Gene Ontology annotation, molecular function: ubiquitin protein ligase binding.
AUGUGUGGCUCCGAUUGUUUCCUGAUGCUCCUCAGCGUCCUGUUCCCACCGAUAGGUGUCUGGGUGAAGAAGGGCAUUUGUAGCGCCGAUUCGCUCAUAAACCUCGGCCUCUCGUGCCUAGGCUUCCUCCCCGGUCUCCUCCACGCCUGGUAUGUGAUUCUGCAGAAUCCAGACCCAUACGACGCAUACCAGGCCGUGCCCGAUCGCGAAAAUGGAAGGACCGCCGACGGAAGGGUGACAUACUAUGUGAUUUCGCACGAACAAGCGGGUGGCAGACCUGCGAACUAUGGUACUGUGGCAUCUCAGCCGAGCAAUGGACAGUUCCCAGGACAGCAGAGCGGCGUGACAAACAGCUUUGCACCGCCACAAGGACACAAGAGCGCAAAUGGCAGCGGACCUGCUGCGCCUGCGCCGGCAAAUGGAGGUGGCGAGGGAAGCUCAAGUCAGCCCGAGGGUCCACCUCCGACAUAUGCAGAUGCCGUCAAGGGCGACCACAAGAUACAGGACCAGUAG